UAGUUUCCAGGUCUGCUCAGCUCGGGGACUUCCGGCGGACGCAGCCAUCUUUCCUUUCUGACCUUGGGUUCAGUCUGGCCGUAGUUGGUGGUCUGGUUCGUGCAGUCAUGUCGUUCUUGACGCCGGGGCUGCUGAGGGGUCUGACAGGCCCGGCCCGGAGGCUCCCCGUGCCGCGUGCCCAGAUCCAUUCCAAGCCACCGCGGGAGCAGCUCGGGACCAUGGAUGUCGUCGUUGGGCUUACCACCUGCUUCCUGUGUUUCCUUCUGCCAUCGGGCUGGGUCCUGUCACACCUGAAGAGCUACAAGAAGCAGGAGUGAAGGGGGCUGUCCUCUCCCUUCCCUGUAACCUGACCACCCUGCCCAACCCAUCCAGAUCAUGUCUCCAGCAUUCCAGGCGGGCCUACUCUGAUCAUGUUGUUCAAUUCCAGUCACCUCUUCUGCAAUCAUGACCUCUCAAUAUCUCCAUGGUGACAUCUGGGACCACAUACAUUGGCCCUGCUCGGUGGGGUCCCUCUUGUAACAAUAAAGUCUAUUUAAACCUUGGUUCAGAAACUCA
This is a messenger RNA of Heterocephalus glaber (naked mole-rat), 555 nucleotides long. It is a transcript of the gene Cox8a, whose product is annotated as cytochrome c oxidase subunit 8A. The record is from RefSeq and is a predicted model, not a curated record. Lineage: Eukaryota; Metazoa; Chordata; Mammalia; Rodentia; Bathyergidae. Gene Ontology annotation, cellular component: mitochondrion; respiratory chain complex IV. Gene Ontology annotation, biological process: mitochondrial electron transport, cytochrome c to oxygen.